This is a messenger RNA of Rubroshorea leprosula, 1405 nucleotides long. Lineage: Eukaryota; Viridiplantae; Streptophyta; Magnoliopsida; Malvales; Dipterocarpaceae. The record is from the annotation of a GenBank genome assembly.
UACAGCGAAAUUUUCUCAAUAAGUUCUGUAAUGGCAGCCUCCAAGCAAUCCACUCUAUUUUGCACCAUUUCACUCCUACUAGUGCUUUUUGCAUCUCCAUCUUUUCCUAGCUUCGUUACAUUACCCUCCAUGCCUUCUACCUUCUCAGACGUCAUUUGUAACUCAACCCCAUAUCCAUCCUCCUGCAAAUCCAUUCUGCCUCACGAUCGGAAUGGCACCAUGCAAUACUAUACCUGGAUUUCACUCAACCAGUCUUUGUCAAGUGCUCAAAAUCUUCUCUCACUAGUUGAAUACCACAUGACACUCCCCUCAACCUCCUCCCUCACUGCAAUCCAAGCCCUCAAGGAUGGCUAUCUAGACAGGAUGCAAGCUGAUGAUUACCUGACUUGGAUAAGUUCCGAUGAUGAUGAUGGCAAAAUGGAAGGCAGGUGGCUGAGGGAGAGGAUUCUGAUCCGAGACCAGCAAUUGUAUGAAUUCAUAAGCAGAGAAAAGCAGGUUCCGGAUGAUGGGUUUGUUGGGAACGAUGUAAGUGUGAGUGAGGUGGUGGUGGUGAAUCCAGACGGAAGUGGGAAUUUAACUACCAUCAAUGAUGCGGUAGCAGCAGCGCCGAACUCCACAGCCGGGAGCAACCCUGCCGCUGAUAAUUAUACUACCUUCGAUUCUGCAACAUUUGCUGUUGUUGCAUCAGGCUUUGUGGCUGUUGUUGCAUCAGGCUUUGUGGCUGUGAACAUCACAUUCCGGAACACAGCCGGAGCAAAUAGUGGUCAGGCGGUGGCCCUUCGGAGUGGGGCUGACUUGUCCGCCUUCUACAACUGCAGUUUUGAAGGAUACCAAGACACCCUGUAUACUCACUCCCUGGCCCUGCGACAAUUCUACAGAGAAUGUGACAUUUACGGCACAGUCGACUUCAUAUUUGGCAAUGCAGCAGUGGUUUUGCAGGACUGCAACAUCUACCCUCGGCUCCCAUUAUAUGGACAAUUCAACGCCAUCACCGCCCAAGGAAGAACUGAUUUGAACCAGAAUACAGGAACAUCCAUACAGAACUGCACCAUCAGGGCUGCCGAAGAGCUGAGGAAGACAAAGACAUACCUUGGGCGGCCGUGGAAGGAGUACUCCAGAACUGUUUUCAUGCAGUCUUUCAUGGAUAGCCUGAUUGACCCUUCAGGGUGGCAUGAAUGGUCUGGAGAUGAUUAUCUCACCACCCUGUAUUGAUUAUGCUGAAUUUGACAACAGAGGGCCUGGAUCAGAUACCUCUAACAGGGUUACAUGGCCUGGAUACCAUGUUGUAGAUGCAACUGAUGCUGUUAAUUUCACCGUGUCAAUUUUCAUUCAAGGAGAUUCCUGGUUGCCUGCAACAGGAGUGCCUUUCGAUGCUGGUUUGCUUUAAAAAAUUUCACUUUCAUUU